AUGUUUUCACCUCUUUUGUACUUCGUGUCGCUUCUUGGAUUCGUUGCUACUGCCAGGUCUAUCGUCCUCGACAUCAAUAAUCGCGAAUCAAUUGUCAAUGCGACCGCUCUUCUAGCCCACGGUGUUCAAGAGUUGUACGAUGGAAACCGAACCGGAGGCACGUUAGGAAAAUGGCACUAUCCUCCAUAUUACUGGUGGGAAAGUGGCGGUGCUUGGGGUGGCAUGAUGCAAUAUUGGGCAUGGACAAGAGACGAGAGCUAUAACCAGGUGAUGAUGGAAGCACUAGUCUCACAACUCGGUCCCAAUUACAACUUCGUCCGCGUCGAGGAGGCACUCGAUACUGGAAACGAUGACCAGGCAUUUUGGGUCUUUGUGGCCAUGUCUGCUGCCGAGUACGGUUUUCCACCACCUCCACCUCCUGCUCCAGCGUGGCAUGUUGUCGUAGAGAAUGCUUGGAACGACUAUUUUCGUAGAUGGAACACGACUUUCUGUAAUGGCGGUCUAAAAUGGCAGUUCUACCCAGCUAAUCUAGGCUACGAAUACAAGAAUUCCAUCUCUAAUGGUGCAUUCUUCCAGCUCUCAGCACGACUUGCUAGGUUCACUGGUAACGCAACUUAUGUCGAGUGGGCUGGGAAGAUCUGGGACUGGGUCGAGAAUAUUGGAUUAAUGUCAACCACAUACGACAUAUACGAUGGAACUGAUGAGAAGAUCAACUGCUCAGCCGUCGACCAUCACCAAUGGACGUACAACGUGGGUGUCUUCCUCUACGGUGCAGCGAUGAUGGCAAACUAUACGAACAACGUACAGGUCUGGGUCGAUCGCACCACGGGUCUCCUUUCAGCCACCGACUCCUUCUUCACACCCUUCACUAAUGCCACCAACAUCAUGUUCGAGGCUGCCUGCGAACUGCAAUCCGUGUGCAACGUCGACCAAUUGUCCAUGAAAGCAUAUCUUUCACGAUGGAUGUCAGCCUCCUCGAUAGUCGCGCCGUACAUCGCGGGUCGAGUUGGCACACUACUUCGAGCGUCAGCUUUGGGGGCUGCAAGUGCCUGUACUAGUGGUACCUAUGGUAAUACCUGUGGCUCCAAGUGGUACAUCAAUGGUUUCGACAAUCUCACUGGCCUCGGACAGCAACUCUCAGCUCUAGAGGUCGUGACUGGCCUUCUAGCGAAUGAGUCGGAGCCACCUAGACAUAUGCCGAAUGUCACGAUUGCCUAUCCCACAAUACUGCCCACAACGCUGUCGCCACCUAUUGAUUCGACAUCCACGGCACCACCUUUACACGAUCCUCCAUCGACUGACAGCGCCUCUAGGAGUGACACUGCUAAGUACGGUGGACUACUCGUGGGUUUGGUGCAUCUGCUGCUUUAG
Molecule: messenger RNA, 1371 nt
Organism: Lithohypha guttulata
Lineage: Eukaryota; Fungi; Ascomycota; Eurotiomycetes; Chaetothyriales; Trichomeriaceae
Exons: 4
Coding region: 1-1371 (456 amino acids)
Biological process (GO): carbohydrate catabolic process; fungal-type cell wall biogenesis
Molecular function (GO): mannan endo-1,6-alpha-mannosidase activity
Source: RefSeq, a predicted model, not a curated record